AUGCCCUACGUUCGACUGCCUGCCUCCGAGUUGUAUCGCAUUUCUUUGUUCCUGGGGCGGCCGUUGCCGGCUCCAUUGGAGUUUGCUCCUGCCACGCGCCUGUCGCUGUGUCUGUUCACGCCGUGGCGGCCACCGUCCACGCAGCAGGUGACGGCUAUUUUGGAGCGAAUGCGCGCCCGCCAAGAUUCGAACCAGCGUCCAGCAGGUGGCGGGAGCUGCCUUAGCAUCGCCUCGAAACUUAUCCCGCGUCUGCCCGCCUGCCAUGCCAGAGUUCCCCCAGCCCUCGUUGACGCACUCGCCGUCAUGCUAGGCUCCAAACCAUUCGACCCAACCACUGCCAGUCUGAGCACCAGACUCGAUACCACUCCGGCUGCCGCGACGACCCUGCCUACUGCAGUCGCGACAACGGCCGUGGGCCGGGGAGGUAAUCUGGGACCGGCAGCCACGCGGAUAUGUUCCUGUUCUGCCUGCGAGGAGUUGCGUGAACAUGUCUUCCAUUGGGAGUGGAAGUCUGUGGCACAACAUGUCGCCGUUGCCGACUGGCUAAGCAUGGUCCUAAGCAACGCUGCCUGCCGCCUCGGACACCUCGAUUGGGUCGACGGCAGCUCCCUCGUGGAAACACAGCGACUCCAGGACAAGGCGUGCAGACAGCACACUCCAACUCGGAGUCCAACUCGGAGUCCAACUCGGAGCCCAAGUCCGGAGCAAGGUGCGAUUCGAAACUGGGAUCUCCCGCACGACGGAGAUCUCCCUAACGACGGAGACCUCCGGCGCUGGUGGAAUCGUACCACGUCGCAUUCGCGCUUCCCGACACCGCCGCUCCGCAGCGACCCGCUCCGUCCUGCGCGGGUUCGAAUCCACCCCCGCCGCCCGCGACGGCCUCAAUUCCGUCCGGCCCAGGAGGCAGCGCUACCCCAAGACGACGGCUGGUACCCGGUCGCGGGGGUGCCGGCCGCAGAGAUUCCCGAAGGCGACCUGUCUGAGCCCGACCUCGAUGUCCCGCAAGAAGGCGACCGCCCGGGCGAUCACCCCAUGCCAGCGGACGAUGACCCCGCGCCGGGCCGGAGGUCGGGCUCGGAACCCGCGGUCGGAGGUUCGAUUCCGGAGGGUGCCGCGGCGGUGCUGGCGCGGGCGGCGGGGCGUUGGGCGGCGACGCCGUUGCCGGCCAUGGAUCGUGACUCGCAGUUGCGGGCGCAGCUGUACGAAGAGAUCCGUUUGGCGGCGGUAUGGCACCGGCGACGACGGCGGCGACGGGAUUCGAACCUACGGCUGCGGGUUCCAAGUCCGACGUCCGGUCCGACGGUCGGUCAGAAAGUUUUCUCGGAUUCGAACCGACGUCCGGCAGAUGCGGAGUCCGGGUCUGCAUUGGGUGAGACGAUGGCGGUGGCCUUUUUGACUCGCGCUAUGUCGGAUGUGGAACGCGGGUUGGAAUGUUUCCUGGCGCUGAACGCGGGCAGUUUGGAGUCCGUGCGUUUGGUGGGUCCUUUAUUUGCGGGGUUGUCGGCUACUCGACGACUGCCGAUUUUGCGGAGCUGGGCACCGCCUGGAUUCGAACCGGCGACCCAGCCAGUAUGCUCACGACGCAGUGCUAAAAGAUCAAACUCACUACCGGCAUCAAGCUCACGCAACCCACCUCUCCCCCGCACCGGUAAGUGGCUCAUGCCGCGUCUACGCACUCUCCGCUGCCCCCUUACACAGGCCGCACUCUUCCUAGCACCUUGUCUCCAGGCCGCACAACUCGAAGCCAAACCACAUAAACGAACACCUAUACUUCUUCGCACCUUCUUACUCACACACCGCCGUACACUCCGCGAACUCACCCUACUCCUCCACUACAAUGCAGAUGCGGACGGGUACAAUCCAGAUGCGGACGGGUACAGUCCAGAUGCGGACGGGUAUGGGGACCGAGACCGGCACCCGGACUGGGACCAAGGCCAGUACGACCAAGACUGGGACCGCAGGCCCGAAGCCGUGUUGCUGCCGCGGCUGCGCGUGCUCACGCUGGAAUUCAAGGGCCCCUUCGAGUGCAAAAGCGCCCGUUCGAAUCCCGGCGACGCCGCGGCGUCGCUGCCGGCAAUAACCGGUCCGCGGCUAGAAUGCUGCGUGCUGCGUCUGAACCAGGAACUGGUGCCGCUACCGCUGCCGCGGAGCCUGAAGCACCUAGUCGUCUCGCACUUCCCCGGCGUUUUUCCUUGCCAGCGUGCGCGCGACUGGGUGUUGGAUUCGAACCAGGAACCUGAGGCGCAGAAGGUGGCGGUGCAGAAGCUGGAGGUGCAGAAGCUGAGCCGGCCGCCUUUGUUAAAUUUGGAAGUGUUGUGCUGUUCGACAGCAGUGUUAGAACAGCUUUUGGGUACGGGUUCAAGUCCAGCGGAUGCAAUGCCGUAUUUGCGUUUCUGGCACGUCGCUGCGGCGGCGAGUGGGUCGGGUCGGGUUGUACGGGCGGUGUGCAACGCGCUCCCGAGUCUUCGGUCUCUGGCUGCGCGGCCGGAGCUGUUACUCGGACGUAGCCCGCUCGCGGCCGUCGACGGGAUUCGAGCCGCCGACUUCUCGCUCCCAUAUUUCAGAACGUUUCGACACGUGAGAGCGCUCGCGUUAACGCAGUGCCUGGCUGGGUGGCUGGGGCGAAGCGGGCCAGAGUUCGAGAGGUGGUUGAGUGCAUUGUUGAACACCUUCACACAGUUGCGAACUUUGGCGCUGGAUGUGCGCGAGUAUCCGCCGCGACUGAACCUAGUGCGGCUUGUGUGCGGUGUGGUGCGUACUUGUCCUGGUUUGCAGACGCUGACCCUCAUCACUGCCGCCGCGUUGCCCGACUUCGAAUUCGAGGUGGUGGGUUCGAAACCAAGGUCGCGGGACGAUACAGUUCUUAGACUGCAGAUAACAACUAACCAUGCAGUAUCAAGUUGUGAGGGAUGGACAUUGCAACCGCGACCUGCACCACGAUCAUUGGAAGCGGCGGAACUGGUGACGGAAGACGUGCUACCCCUAACGGCGCUCGCAGGGCAUACGGCUUGUCCUGUGUGUCAUGCACACUCGUGUGCACCCAACGACUGGGAAGAGGAAUACUUGCGCAAGCAUGUGUUCCACGUCAACCUCUACGACACCUACUAUCGCACAUUGGCCGUGGCGGACCUGAACCAGCUUUUAUCUUGA
Molecule: messenger RNA, 3150 nt
Organism: Gregarina niphandrodes
Lineage: Eukaryota; Apicomplexa; Conoidasida; Eugregarinorida; Gregarinidae
Exons: 1
Coding region: 1-3150 (1049 amino acids)
Source: RefSeq, a predicted model, not a curated record